This is a messenger RNA of Plasmodium reichenowi, 1197 nucleotides long. Its product is annotated as rhoptry-associated protein 2. Bases 1 to 1197 code for a protein of 398 amino acids. Lineage: Eukaryota; Apicomplexa; Aconoidasida; Haemosporida; Plasmodiidae. The transcript has a single exon. The record is from RefSeq and is a predicted model, not a curated record.
AUGGGUUUAAAAUUUUAUGUAUUAGUUUUUCUUAUUUUAUGUUUGAAGAAUGUUGUAAAAGGGGAUAAGUGUGAAAUUGAAUUUUCAAGAUUAUAUCCGGAGUCAAAUUCUUUGACUGGUUUAAUUUAUGCACAUACUGAACGUGUUCAUAAUUUAUCUAUGUGGGUUUAUUUUCUUUACAAUCACUUUAGUAGUGCAGAUGAAUUAAUAAAAUAUUUAGAAAAAAUGAACAUAAAUACUUUAGAAAGUAGGGAUCAUAAAUGUUUUGCUAGAGCAGUUACUUUAUAUUUCUUUUAUUACUAUCUUAAGGAUAUUAAGUCUAUGUUAAGUACAGAUGAUUAUCAAUCAUUUUUUAAGAAUAAAUUCAAAGAUAUUAAUCCAUUGUUUAUUAAUGAUUUUAUUUUAAUUCUCAAUGAUAAGAAAUUUAUGGAAAAUUUGGAUUUAUAUAUAAUUAAAGAAUCUGAGAGAGAACAUUUGGUUAUAAAGAAGAAUCCACUUUUACGUAUAUUGAAUAAAGCAUCAACUAGUACACAUGCAACAUAUAAGUCUAAUCCCUUCUUUAUAGUAGGAUCAAGAGUUCAAACACCUUAUAAUGAUUACUUUGGAGAUUUUAAUAAAUAUACUGAUAUAAGUGUACUUGAUUUUGUUCGUGAUUACAAUUUUUUAAUUUAUGCUGGUUCAAAGGAAAAUUACUACAAUUCAGAUAUAGCAGGACCAGCAAGAAGUGUUAAUAAUGUAAUUAGUAAGAAUAAAACAUUAGGAUUGAGAAAACGUAGUAGUUCUCUUGCUUUAGUAGGAACAAAUAACAAUGACCCUAUAUUUGCUUAUUGUGAAAAAGAUAAUAAAUCAGAAUAUUACGGUACACCAGAUGAUUUAAUUACAUCUUUCUUUUCAAUUAUAAAAACUAAAAUGUUAAAUUCUCAUAAAAAGUUUUUAAGACAAUUUGAUUAUGCUUUAUUUCAUAAAACAUAUUCAAUACCUAACUUAAAAGGUUUCAGAUUUUUGAAACACCUUUUCCAAAGAAAGAAUUUAGUGAAUUUUGUAGGUAUGUAUGAAAAUCACGUAUCAACAGAAAUAAAUUUCUUAGCUGAAGAUUUCGUUGAAUUAUUUGAUGUAACUAUGGAUUGUUAUUCUCGCCAAUAUUCAAACCGUGCUGCAGAAAACUUCAAAGCUAUUAGAGAAUUAAAUGUUCUUUAA